Molecule: messenger RNA, 948 nt
Organism: Danio aesculapii
Lineage: Eukaryota; Metazoa; Chordata; Actinopteri; Cypriniformes; Danionidae
Gene: mixl1
Product: Mix paired-like homeobox
Exons: 3
Coding region: 1-912 (303 amino acids)
Biological process (GO): regulation of transcription by RNA polymerase II
Cellular component (GO): nucleus
Molecular function (GO): DNA-binding transcription factor activity, RNA polymerase II-specific; RNA polymerase II cis-regulatory region sequence-specific DNA binding
Source: RefSeq, a predicted model, not a curated record
AUGGAGAGGAGGACCGGCAUGCACACAACAGAUUAUGCGCUUCAGGACAGGAUGAAGUUCCUGAAUGGUGCCUCCAGGGCAGACAGCGUUAGUUUGUUUACACACCGCAGAAAACGCACAAACUUCACACAGCAGCAGAUUGACGUGCUGGAGAAAGUUUACCAGGACACCAAAUACCCUGAUAUUUAUUUACGAGAGAAACUUGAGGCACUCACCGGCUUGCCAGAAUCGAGAAUUCAGGUUUGGUUCCAGAACCGAAGGGCAAAGUCUCGGCGCCAGGUGGGAGUUCCAAUCCCAAACAAGACCAGCGGAAAUGUCCUGACCCCCAACAAUCUCUUUAUGCACCAGUUUACCACACAUCAGAACCACAGCGGCCUGGAGAACUUACAAAGGUCAACAUUUACAGCAGACAACUUCCAUCAGCAGCUCAUCAACUCUGCAGAGGAGAAAAUCAGCACCAUUAAAGGUGACAUAUACGACCCAACCACCAUCCCAUGCAUGUUCAGCAGAACCCAGGAGAACCCCAUCAAAACUGAUCACCUGAGUGUGGUGGUCCCGCGCAGUUACACACAGCAGUUCCCGAAGGAACACGAACAGUUCACACAUCUAGCAAACCACGCUAAAUCAACAAUGAAGCAGUUUUUGGUGGAGUACGACAACUUCCCUCCUAACAAGACCAUCGGGCCGGAGAUGAAGGUGGUCAUUCCUCCUCUGCCAUCUCAGAGUAACUUCAUGAUGUCUUCAUCAUCCCCUAAACACAUCACCUGUUCUGUACAAAACAUCCCGGUGAAGACACAACCAGAGCUUUUUGCUACUUUUUCUCCAAUCAGAGCAAGCGAAGCCGUUGAGUUCUCCGAUUCCGACUCUGAUUGGGAAAUAGACGCCAUGUCUGGUUUUAAUGGGUUCAUUUAAUCUUUGAGGAAAAAACAAGUUAAACAGAUUGAUUCA